Letharia lupina is the source of this 1509-nucleotide messenger RNA. RefSeq lists its product as uncharacterized. The record is from RefSeq and is a predicted model, not a curated record. Lineage: Eukaryota; Fungi; Ascomycota; Lecanoromycetes; Lecanorales; Parmeliaceae. The coding region runs from base 1 to 1509 and encodes 502 amino acids. The transcript has 3 exons.
AUGUCGUCUCCUACGCCUGACAACUACGUGGGCCUUAUGGCUCCCUGGAAGCCAAUUGCUGGAUUUGCCAUGAAGAACGUUAAUAGCGUUCAUGAUAGAAUCGAGAUCGAUCACUCCACGAAAGAUGGAGAUGUAGCUACGACAGACAGCAUCGGUGCUACCACCGGCUUUGAUGAUGAUGCACAGGCCAGUGGCACGGGCAUUGUCAUCACAAGUCAGGGUCAAGGCAACAUUGCACAGCGUGAUGGCAUGGAGACUUCAGGGACCGACAGCACUGGCGCGAACGUUAUCGUCGAUGAUGACAUUCAAGUCAGUACCACUUUUAGUUGUCAUGGCAGGUACAAUGUUGGUGUUAACAAUCCGCAACAGGAUGACUCUGAAAUAGAAGACUCAGCAAUUGCAGAUAUUGACGACAACAUCGAUGCUGAUGGUAGCAUUGGUGAUGGAGCUCAGAUCGAUGGCGCAGAUGGCACAGACACAGACAACGAUGCACCUCAACCCAUUGACACGAAAUGUGUGGCAGUCUCAACAUGCGUUGCUAACUCUGGUGAUCAUCGAAAGGUUGUUUCACACAUCUUUGGUCGUAAUAAAGCUUGCACUCGAGACCUGCCCAAUGACCUCUGGAUUUUUUGGUGCCGCAAGCAUUACCAGAGAUUCAAAUACCGUGCCGAAGAUGCCGAAAACUGGCAUACUAUCCAACUGGGCCUAGUUAGGAAUCAGCUGCAGACGUUUGAAGACUGGGGCCAUGUUCGCAACUGGACCAUCGCUUUGCGUAAAACUGAGCAGGAUGCUCUAGCUAAGGAGAACAAGAAUGGUGUUACCUAUACCAACUACAUCUCCUCGUGCUGGGAGCGAUUCUUAGUCCCAUACCUUGGCUCAAGCAAGAGCUUCGCUCGAGUACGGGAAGUUCUCAACGUCAUUGAACGCAAGUUCAACGAAGCAGAGUACCGCAACCGCGACAAGAAGUUGAAGACGUUCCCUGGUGUCGAGUUCCUGCCUGCCGUUCAGAAAACCAAAGAGGUCAAGAAGCCCGCCGCCAAGAAGGGCGAGAUCGGCUACAAGAAGAUCACACUGGACCAACCCGCGUUCAAUCGCAAGACCCGUGCCAACAUCCAAUUCAUCAAGGACAUGGCCGCGAAGAAGGCCGAAUCCUCCCCUUCCCCCAAGCGCUCCGGCACAGGACCGGCGAAGGACAAGUCGCCUGACACCGACAGCGCCUCCGACGCCUCUGCCACCAAAAAGCGCAAGACUCCCGCUGCAGACAUUGCGACCAACGACACCGCCCACCACAAGCGCAAUCCGCUUGACACCACCGCCGUGACCCCCACCUCUAAAGCGCUCCCCACCAAGCGCACGUCGUUCACCACCACCACCGAGACCCCACCGACCUUCACGUCCAAAGCGCUUCCCACCAAGCGUCGCCGUCUCACACGCGGCUACGAGAAGCACGCAUCCGAAGGCGAGGAUACCACAUUCAUGGAGGAGGAGGAGGAGAAGGGCACGGAGUGA